Malassezia pachydermatis is the source of this 954-nucleotide messenger RNA. Its product is annotated as methylthioadenosine phosphorylase. Gene Ontology annotation, cellular component: cytosol. Gene Ontology annotation, biological process: nucleoside metabolic process. The transcript has 4 exons. The coding region runs from base 1 to 954 and encodes 317 amino acids. NCBI's taxonomy places the organism in Eukaryota, Fungi, Basidiomycota, Malasseziomycetes, Malasseziales, Malasseziaceae. Gene Ontology annotation, molecular function: S-methyl-5-thioadenosine phosphorylase activity. The record is from RefSeq and is a predicted model, not a curated record.
AUGUCUAUGGAUGCUCCGAAGUCGGAAUGGAAAGGCCCUGCUAUCCGUGUCGGUGUGAUCGGUGGCUCAGGCCUCUACAAGUUGGAGGGCAUUGAAGUAGUCGAUGUUGUCCGCCCAUUGACGCCCUGGGGCUACCCCUCGUCUCCGAUCUCUAUUGUGCGGACAGAAAACGGCACCCAUGUUGCUUUCCUCGCUCGUCACGGUCUCACGCACUCGAUCCCGCCCUCGCGUGUGCCGUCGACUGCGAAUAUCGCGGCUCUUAAGUCACUAGGUGUUCGGGCCAUCCUUGCCUUUUCUGCUGUCGGCUCUCUUCGCGAGGAGAUCGCACCGAAGGACUUUGUCAUCCCAUCCCAGAUUAUUGAUCGUACCAAAGGUGUCCGUCGUGCUUCGUACUUUGGUGAGGGUGAGGAGUGCAACGUUGUUGCGCAUGCUUCGUUCGGUGACCCAUACGACAUUCACUUGCGUCCUAUUGUGGAGAACAUUGUCCGUGAAACAUUGGCCCAGCACGCGCCGAGUGUCAAGGUCCAUCCAGGCAAGACUGUGGUGUGCAUGGAGGGCCCUGCUUUCUCUACGCGAGCGGAGUCGAUCAUGUACCGUCAGCUGGGAGGCGAUAUUAUCAAUAUGUCGGCGCUUCCGGAGGCGAAGUUGGCGCGUGAGGCUGAGCUGAGCUACGUGCUUAUUGCAACGGCUACGGAUUACGACGCAUGGCGCGAGAGCUCGGAAACGGUGAGUGUGGCAGAGGUCAUUGAGAGUCUCAAGCAUAAUGUGGAAGCCUCGCAGGUCGUAACCAAGGCACUGGUGGACCGCGUGAGCGCGCUUGUCGAUGACGAUGACUCGCACAUUUUCAAGUCGAUGGAUGGUAGCAUGCGUUUCAGCGUGAUGACCAAGCCUGAACACAUUGACGACCACGUUAAAGAACGUCUGCGUUACCUGCUCCCCUGGUUCCCUCAUUAA